ACAAAAUCGGUCAUGUUUUCCUUCUGGUUUGUCGACAUUGUUAUCUCCCCUUGUCACAAUCAGGGGACAUAAUUCAACACAAUGACAAGUGCAAGCCCAAGUUUCCCAGUUAAAACAAAACAGACAAGUGAGUUAAUUGGUGGUCACAAUACACAGAUUCUCUGUAGCCAUUUCAGUGAUAAGCUAUUUAUAAUAGUCACACAGCUAAACAAGAUUGGAAAUUUGAUUGAAGUACAAAGAGAUGUAGUGUUAGAUGAAGAAGCAGGGAGACAACCCAUGUAUUCUACACGAAUUCUACUAGGUGUUGAUGAGCCAUUGACCCAUGUUCUUGCCAAAAAUCUACUCUCCAAAAUAGACAGCACAAAGCCAGUGGUGCUUGGAAUGUCAUUACAAGACACAUCAAGAGAUACAGUAGUUGCUAUUAGUAAUAUAGUCAAAACUGUUGUUACUGGUACCUAAAUCAACAUGAGGAUGAUGGUACCCGCUAUACACCAGCUACUACCAGUGGACAUCUUAAUGGUAGUCAGUCUGUGAGUCAGACAGGAAUCCCCUCUAUAUGAACUAUUACAAAUAACCAAUUACAACUAUGAAAUGGCUAAUUGUAUGAUAAGUGAUUGUGUUCUAAAUUACUGAAUAGCUGUACAAAAACACAUUUAUCUGAUAAAGUUAUCUUUCUUAGUACAGUUUUAUCCAACAAUAAAGUUUUAAAGUGUA
This is a messenger RNA of Mytilus trossulus (common blue mussel), 714 nucleotides long. RefSeq names its product proteasome assembly chaperone 3-like. Gene Ontology annotation, biological process: proteasome assembly. The coding region runs from base 82 to 459 and encodes 125 amino acids. The record is from RefSeq and is a predicted model, not a curated record. Lineage: Eukaryota; Metazoa; Mollusca; Bivalvia; Mytilida; Mytilidae. The transcript is spliced from 4 exons.